Messenger RNA from Closterium sp. NIES-65, 312 nucleotides. Lineage: Eukaryota; Viridiplantae; Streptophyta; Zygnematophyceae; Desmidiales; Closteriaceae. The record is from the annotation of a GenBank genome assembly.
AUGCGGCAGAUAGGCAGUGUCCGUGGCUCCACCCCAUCCCAUUGCAUUGCAUUGCACCUCGCUUCACCGCACCCCAUCCAGUCUAUCACUCUGCACUGCAUCUCAUCUCAACCCGUCCCACAACCUGUUGUAUCUCGCUUCUUCGCUCGUCGUGCCCAGCCACUAUCAUUCCUCCCUCUACCAUUCUCACCCCUCACCUCAUCACUGCACUGCACCCCUCCCUUCUCAGGGGUCUGUCGUCCAACAUUCUCUCAGGCUCCAUCCCAGAGCCGCUUAUCGCUGCGCUCACCAACACACCUCAGCUGGACUUAA